AGAGAUUUUUCUUCUUCAUCGGUUGUUUCUGGCAACAAUGCGCAACCUUGUCUUUUCGUUUCUACUGCUCUGGGCAGCUGGCUGUAAAGCCACGGCACCAGGUUGUAAAUGCUUCCCUGAAGACCCUUGUUGGCCUUCUGGUGAUGAAUGGGAUCAACUCAACAGUACGGUUGGUGGUCGACUGAUUGCUACCGUUCCACUGGGAAGUCCCUGUCAUGACCCGAAUUAUGAUGCUGAAGAGUGUGAACGCCUCCAGAGCGAAUGGCUCUAUUCGUCAGUUCAUACGGAAUCAUCCUCGUCCAUGAUGGCUCCUCUCUUCGCAAACCAGUCUUGCGACCCAUUUCAGCCCAGGGACAAGCCAUGUACACCGGGCAACUACGCCAGAUAUACCGUCAAUGCCACAUCUGCAGAGGAUGUCGCGGCAACUCUAAACUUUGCCAAAGAGAAGAAUAUACGCUUUGUCAUCCGCAACACGGGUCAUGAUUACCUCGGUCGCUCAACCGGCACUGGAUCCCUUGCUGUUUGGACUCACUACCUAAAGGGCGCUGAAGUCAUUGAUUGGAAGGACGAUAUCUAUCAAGGAAAGGCUCUCAAGCUUGGCGCCGGUGUUCAAGGUUUUGAAGCACUUGCUGUAUCCCAUACUGAGAAUCUAGUCGUCGUUACUGGAGAAUGUCCCUCUGUUGGUCUUGCGGGAGGAUAUACCCAAGGAGGCGGUCAUUCAGCACUGAGCACCAAUUUCGGCCUAGCAGCUGAUAACACACUCGAAUUUGAAGUGGCUACUGCUGAUGGAAAGCUUGCUAAGGCGAGCAGAAGCGAAAACAGCGACUUGUACUGGGCUUUGAGCGGCGGUGGCACAGGAAACUUUGGCGUCGUUAUCUCAGCUACCGUACGGGCUCAUCCAGAAGCUCAAGUCAGUGGUGCUAAGUUUCUCGUCACUGCGCCAGAAGGAAGACCAAGGCUCAUAUAUGACGCCAUCGACGCUUUUCAUGCUGCUCUCCCCAAGAUCGUUGACUCUGGGAUCAUGAUCAUCUACUUCUUCUCGGACUCAUUCCUUCAGAUUCCAGCUAUGACGGCCUACAACAAGACCGAGGCCGAGGUCAAGAAAAUCCUUCAGCCUCUCGCUGAUUCAUUGUCUAAUCUUGGUGUCAAGUUCGAGCCAAAUUUUACGCACUUCCCAAGUUACUACGAGCAUUACGAUCACUACUGGGGCCCCCUCCCAGCAGGCAACAUCCAAGUGGGAACACAACUCUUCGGAGGUCGUUUACUGCCACGUAACAAGCUGAAGUACUUCUCUCCAACAGCUCGGAAGCUCGCUGAGAUGGGAGUCACCUAUAUCGGUGUCGGCCUCAACGUAUCCAAAUUCGGAGACAACAAUGCCAACUCGGUUCUACCCCAAUGGCGAGAUUCCAUCGUCCAGGUUUCUUUAACUCUUCCUUGGGAUAAUGAAGCCCCAUGGGAGGAGAUGCUGGAUACACAGAAGAGAAUGACGGAGGAGAUCCAACCUGUGAUUGAGGCUGCUACACCUGGCGCAGGUGCGUAUAUUAACGAAGCAGACUUUCAACAAAAAGAUUGGCAAGAGACCUUCUAUGGCGCCAAUUAUGAUAGACUGCUGAAGAUAAAGAAGAAGUACGAUCCUGAGCAUUUGUUCUACGCGACGGUUGCAGUCGGUAGCGAGGCUUGGUCUGUUGCAUAUGAUGGGCGCAUGUGUCGGUCUCAAAUUUGAGCACCUUACUUGGGCCGAGAUCGUACUCUCGCAGUGUAGUUUAAGCUCAUUAGGGGUAGCUUGGAAUCAUUUUACGACCUUCCUCAAUCAGCCUAAAUAUAC
Fusarium redolens is the source of this 1825-nucleotide messenger RNA. RefSeq lists its product as uncharacterized. The transcript is spliced from 2 exons. NCBI's taxonomy places the organism in Eukaryota, Fungi, Ascomycota, Sordariomycetes, Hypocreales, Nectriaceae. Gene Ontology annotation, molecular function: FAD binding; oxidoreductase activity. Bases 38 to 1723 code for a protein of 561 amino acids. The record is from RefSeq and is a predicted model, not a curated record.